GGCGCCCUCGAGGAAGGCAAGCCCGGGAGGGCGGCGCGCGGAGGCCAGGCCGCACUUACAGGUUGAUGGUGCGCUCCAGGGUGAGGGGCUUGGUCUGCUGAAUGUACUUGUUUCCGAACUGGUUGACCCCCCGGGGCCAGCCGGUCUGCGAACGAUUGGGCGGCACCACGGACAUGCUGGCGAGCUCGGACACACGCGGCAGGCGGAGAGGGGGAAGCAGGGAGACGCUCCCUGUGCCGGUAGCGGUUAUCUGCGGCCCUCUCAGCGGCCACCACCCGCCAUUAACAUGAGAGCGCAAGUGGCGGCGUACGCCCGCCGGAAGUGCGCCCUGAGCCUCUGGCGGCAGGAAGUAGCGAGGCGGUGACGUAGCCGGGCGAGCGUGCUUUGACCAAUCGCUGGAAGGAUGGUCUCAAUAUCUGGAGCUUCUAUUGAAGCCAUUGCCAUGGACAUGGACCCCUUUCUUCACUGUGUGAUCCCAAACUUUAUCCAAAGCCCAAACUUCUUGGAAGGACUUCAGAAGGAACUUUUGAACUUGGAUUUCCAUGAAAAAUAUAAUGAUUUAUAUAAGUUCCAGCAGUCUGAUGAUUUGAAGAAGAGAAGAGAGCCUCACAUCUGUGCUUUAAGGAAAAUUCUAUUUGAAAAUUUCCGGACCUGGCUUUCUGACAUUUCCAAGAUUGACCUGGAAUCAACCAUUGACAUGUCCUGUGCUAAAUAUGAAUUCUCAGAUGCCCUCUUGUGCCAUGAUGACGAGCUGGAAGGGCGCCGAAUCGCCUUCAUUCUUUACCUGGUCCCCCACUGGGACAAGAGCUUCGGAGGCACUCUGGACCUGUACAAUGUUGAUGAACACCUUCAGCCAAAGCAGAUUGUCAAGUCUCUUGUCCCUUCGUGGAACACACUGGUUUUCUUUGAAGUGUCUCCAGUAUCCUUUCACCAGGUGUCUGAAGUCCUGUCUGAGGAAAAGUCCCGUUUGUCUAUUAGUGGCUGGUUUCAUGGCCCUUCGCUGACCAGGCCUCCAAGCUACUGUGAACCUCUCCUGCCUCGGAGCCCCCAUAUCCCACAAGACCAUGAAAUUUUAUAUGAUUGGAUCAACCCUACUUAUCUGAACAUGGAUUACCAAGUCCAAAUUCAAGAAGAAUUUGAAGAAAGAUCUGAAAUUCUCCUAAAGGACUUCCUUAAGCCUGAAAAAUUUGCAAAGGUCUGUGAGGCUCUGGAGAAAGGAGAUGUGGAAUGGAACAGCCGAGGUCCCCCUAACAAAAGGUUUUAUGAGAAAGCUGAGGAGAGCAAGCUUCCUGAAGUACUGAAGGAGUGCAUGGGAUUAUUUCGCUCGGAAGCACUGUUCUUGCUGCUUUCCAACUUCACAGGCCUGAAGUUCCACUUCUUGGCUCCUUCAGAUGAUGAUGAGAUUGAGGACAAAAAAGAAGGAGAAGCAGCUUCUGCUGCUGAUAGCACCGAAGAAGGAACUAGCCACAGCUCAUCCCAGCUGGAGGCUCAUCGGGCAGCAGUCAGCUGCGAUAGCCCCCACGGCAGUGAGCGGGCCGACACGGAGCAGGAGGAAAAGGAAGCAAAGGAAGAAUCAAGUGUUCCUACCUGCCAGGGGGAACUGAGGCAUUGGAAAACUGGUCACUACACUUUAAUUCAUGACAACAGCAAGACUGAAUUUGCCCUGGACCUAAUUCUGUACUGUGGCUGUGAAGGCUGGGAGCCAGAAUAUGGUGGCUUUACUUCCUACAUUGCCAAAGGUGAAGAUGAAGAGCUGCUAACAGUGAAUCCAGAAAACAAUUCUUUGGCACUAGUCUACAGAGACAGAGAGACUCUGAAAUUCGUGAAGCAUAUUAACCACCGAAGUCUAGAACAAAAGAAAACCUUCCCAAAUAGAACAGGUUUCUGGGACUUUUCAUUCGUCUAUUAUGAAUGACAGGGCUGGGCAAAGCUGAAAAAAAGGAAACAUCUUCAGUACUGGAAAGUCUGGAAGUGCCAAGCACAGAGAAAAGAUCCACAAAGUGACCUGUCUGACAGUGUUCCUGAGCUGCGUGGCUGGCCCUUAAAAGCACUCAUGAUUGUCUUCAUCCUAGACCUUGAACUUGGUGCUAGGUACUUACUUUGAUUUAUUUAUUUAUUUUUUUUUUCAGAUUUAGAGAAAGCCUUUAUUAGUGGCAGGCAUCCGUCCCUCUCCUAGGGAGCAGCCCCGAGCAGGGGGGGAUAAGGGUUUUUAUUUAUUUUUUUUCCUUUUUUUUUUUUUUAAUCUUUAUGUACCCAUACAAUUGCAACCCCCUUAUUUUGAUUUAAAAAAAAAAAAAAAGAUUUUUCUUCUUUUCUUUUUAACUCAAUGCUUCAUUUCCCACAGUGACUUCUUCAGUGACUUAUUUUUUUUCUUGUAGUAAAAUAUACAUAAAAUUUGCCAUUUUAACUUUUUUAGGUAUACAGUUCAGGGGCAGUAAGGACAUUCGUACUACUAUGUGACCAUCAUCACCACCAUCUCCAGAACUUUCCCAGCUUCCCCAUAUGAAACUGUCCCCAUUAAGCAUUAACUCCCACUCUCACUCCUAGUCUACGUUCUGUGUCUGGGAGUUGUACUACUUGUAUCUUCAUAAGUGGAAUCACAGUAUCUAUCCUUUUGUGACUAGCUUAUUUCAAUUGACAUAAAGUUUUCAAGGUUCAUCCAUGCGUCAUCUUUUUUUUUAAAAAAAAAUACUUAAAUGAGCUAAUCACACUGGUUUAGGGAAUGACAGAAUCUUACAUCCUGUUCAAGCUCAGCCCAUCACAGUUCCUCCUGGUGUUUCUGGCUUUGCUGCACUGUCACUCUCCCAGGAGAGUGUGGACUUAGAUGGUGGAUCAAGUGCCCUUGGAAACAGCUUGUACCACGUGGCCUCAGGAGACUUUCGCUCAGCAAAGAAGGCAGACUGACCACUAGACCACAUGGAGUCAGUGCCAGAUACCCCUGCAUUUCCAUCCUGGAGUUGUGGCUUCUGUAAAACUAGAUGAUUUUAGCUCCACAUGUAGCUUUCUGUUUCCUGAAUGCUCUUAAGUCAACUAUAAAACUAGUUGCGGGCCUCCCUGGUGGGACAGCGGGUUGAGGGCACCACUGUGGAACUAUCUGCAGCCUCUGUAGUGUGGUUUUGAUCCCGGCCAGCAGGCAAGAAUCCCACAUGGCAUGGCAGACCUCUCCUGUCACGCCUGCUGCUCCCCUCAGCAGUUUAUUUCCAUCGUCUGCCUGUUCUGUUCCCCACUCUGUCUCUACUGAAUCCACUCACCCUCCUGUGCCUCUGGCCUGUAUCCCAGCUCUUGUAUAAAAAUAAAAAUAAAUCUUAAAAAAAAAAAAAAAAAAAACUAGUUGCCAGGCCUCCCUGGUAGCCUAGGGGUUAAGUGUCAGCUCUCUCACUGCUAUAGCAUGAGUUCUAUCCCUGGCCUGGGAGGUGACCCACAUGGCGCAGACCUCUCCUGUCUCGCCCACUGCUCCCCUCAGCAGUGUAUUACAGUAGAUCCACCUGUUCUUCCCACUUUGCCUCUGGUGAAUCCUCUCACACCCCUGCACCGCUAGCCUACACCCCAGUUCUACGCAAAAAUAAAAUUAAAAAAAUAAAACUAAUUGCCUUUUUUUUCUUUAAGAGAGCAAGUGCUAAAAAAAUUAAAAAACCAUCAAAAUGCCAAGAGGCUGUCCAUUUGUAACAUUCUUUUUUUCCUGAGCCGUUUGAGGGUAUUCUACAACUACUGCCUUUGUGUGUGGGUGUACAAGGGUGGAUGUAGGUGUGAUGGCAUCUUUAAUUGAAAGAUGCUGCCUUCAUUCCAUUCCAGUACUGUUUCCCAGUUUCCUACCAACUAUAAUAGCUUU
Talpa occidentalis (Iberian mole) is the source of this 3829-nucleotide messenger RNA. RefSeq names its product 2-oxoglutarate and iron dependent oxygenase domain containing 1 (gene OGFOD1). Gene Ontology annotation, molecular function: peptidyl-proline dioxygenase activity; iron ion binding; L-ascorbic acid binding. The coding region runs from base 404 to 1915 and encodes 503 amino acids. The transcript is spliced from 13 exons. Lineage: Eukaryota; Metazoa; Chordata; Mammalia; Eulipotyphla; Talpidae. Gene Ontology annotation, biological process: peptidyl-proline hydroxylation; regulation of translational termination. Gene Ontology annotation, cellular component: cytoplasm. The record is from RefSeq and is a predicted model, not a curated record.